Messenger RNA from Rhincodon typus (whale shark), 2457 nucleotides. RefSeq names its product PRKR interacting protein 1 (gene prkrip1). Gene Ontology annotation, molecular function: protein kinase inhibitor activity; double-stranded RNA binding; protein kinase binding. Gene Ontology annotation, biological process: negative regulation of protein kinase activity. The transcript has 6 exons. The coding region runs from base 1 to 444 and encodes 147 amino acids. Gene Ontology annotation, cellular component: nucleolus. The record is from RefSeq and is a predicted model, not a curated record. NCBI's taxonomy places the organism in Eukaryota, Metazoa, Chordata, Chondrichthyes, Orectolobiformes, Rhincodontidae.
AUGGGUGUGCUGGAGAAGCAAGUGCCAAUCUUGGAAAAACCCAAAGACUGGGCUCCACGGCCACCGCCAGAAUUUGUUCGUGAUGUCAUGGGAUCGAGUGCUGGUGCAGGUAGUGGAGAAUUCCAUGUCUACAGACACCUGCGGCGAAGGGAAUACAUGAGGGAGGAGUUCAUGGAAAAGCAAGCAGCACAGCAACGUCUGGAGGAAGAAUUUCAGAAGAAACUGGACAACAAUCGAAGAGAGGCUGAAGAAAAAACAGAGAAACGCAGGAAGAAACGUCAGAAGUUGAAGGAGAAGAAACUGUUGGCAAAGAAAGCCAAGCAGGACCUUACAAAAACCGCAGAAGGCUCUGAUGACACUUCCGGUAGUGAGGAAGAAGAGAACAGCCCCAAAGAGAAGGUGGACGACUGUGAAGAACCAAGUUUUGUAAUGGGUGGUCGGUGACCUGAACCUCCAUGAAACAAGGACUCGAUCGACACAGCAACGUGUGACUGUGGGGAUUUGGUGAUUGGAAACUUCUGGUCCUAAAUACAAGCAGCAAAUUGGUGAAAUUCCCAACAGGUCUGACAGUAUUCAGAAAGUUACUGUUUCAGACUGUGGCUGUCUGUCAGACUAGAAUCCUUCCUCUUUCUGAAUCCUAAUAUUGGCUGCAGUUUUGCUUUGAACAACAGUUGCCUUUUCUCAGCACAGGACCAGCAAAAGAUCUACUUUUCAAUGUAUGAAGUUUUUUUUUUGGGAACAUUUGAUAUUCAAAUAGAAACUGAGUUGCUAAGUUUUGAUUCUCUUGUACAUAGCACACAAAGUUAGUAAACAUUUUAUAUGUUCAAAGUUUUUUAAUGAGUGUAUAUUGUGAAUAUUUGUAACUGUUCUGUAAAACCAGAUUUAAUUCUAAGCAAAGUCCAAGAUUGACUUUUUAAAUCUUUCUUGGCAUGUGAAUUCUAUGAAUCCCUAAUUCAUAGAAUUUCAGAAUUAUUAAAGACUAGAAAGAUAUAAUUUUGUCCAUCAUGUAGGUUGGGUACUGUCCUCUUUUUUAGCUCCUGACUUUAAAGGGAGUGCUAAUCUGAAGCCCCAUAUUUAGUUUUGUAUUUUCUGCAAAGUUGCCAUGCAAUUCCCCUCAAUCUUCCAAUGUCAUGAAGUCAAACCAUCACUGUCCAAGUCAGCAGGGCUGCCAAUCAGAAAGUGAGUUUUUUAAUCCCAACUCUCUAGCAUUCAGCUCCCAACCAAGCUCACAUCUACCCAAACUGUUCAGUACUUCUUGCAGGACUGUCAUUAAGGCUCCCUGUCUUAGUUGUAGUUAGUUAAAUUCCCAGUUCUGAUGUAACUGUUUUGAAGCUACAGUUGAAGGAGUCAAUGCCACUUGAUGCCUGCACUAGGCAGCAGCUUCCUCUGUGGUUAUGAGCAUGGUUUAGCAGUAGCACUUACCUUAAUGCCUGCGGGUCAAGUCUCACUCCAGAGAUCAUUGCGUAAUUCUGUAUGGUUAGAUUGUUGAAAGUACAGUAGAGACUUCUGUAUGAAUGGUUAUCAGAUUUAAUUUACUGUUUCAAGUGGGUGUAAAAAUAAUUCUAUUGCUCUAGAAGAAGAGUGACAAAAUAUUUAUCCUUCAGCGCACAUUACAAAGAAAUUCUGGUCAUUCCCAUUUUUGUUUAUGGGAGAUUCCCAUGAAAAAGUAGCCAGCUGGUCAUUGCAACUAUACAACAGUGACUACAUGUCAAUUACUUCACUGACUCUAAAAUGUGUUGGCACACCCUGAGGCCACAAAUGGUGCUAUAUAACUGCACAUUGUGCUUAUUCGAUUUCCUUGUGCUAGGGUGUUUUAGGUUAUCUGGAUGGGAAGAGGGUUCACAUCUUUGGGACGUGGAGGUAUUUGUUAUAGUGAUUGGCUGCUCCUGUACAUGUACCGGGCAAUCUUUAUGCAGGCUGUAUUUUACAAGCUGUUUUCCAAUGGAAGAUGAGUUUGGGAGGAGCAGGGCAGCAUGGUGGUUCCAUGGGAAUUAUCCAGGAAGAAUGAUGUGUAUCCCAUAGGGAAAUGUCUAUUCAGGAAACGGGCAGAGGGAUAAUUUAGAUAAAUGAUCUGUUGCUGUUGUGGUGAGUGAGGGUGAGGAGUUGUGUUUAGUGAGAAAAGUGAGUGCUGACCUCCCUCUUCUUGAAUUGCAGUGACUGUGCUGUUUAGGUUGUGAGAUCGUCAAUACUCAAGGGGUCCAUUUACACCAAAUGAUCAAUUGCUGAUCUCACCAGUCACUCCCCUUAUCCAGUGAAUAACUGAGAAAGUAGAAUGAAGAAUAAAGUACAGUACAGUACAGUUCAGCAACAGGCGCUUUGGCUGUUACAUGAGGCCUUUCUAACAUUAAAAAUCUUAUGUCUCUAUGUGGUCCAUAUCCCUCUUUUGUUUUGGGUGGGGGAGGCAAUGGCCUAGUGGUAUUAUUGCUGGACUGUUAAUCCAGAGACGCAGGUAAUGUU